AAGAAAAAGAAGCAGCAAGUUUGAUGUCGUGUUCGGAAACGCCGCAGAACCAGAGCAACACAAAUCACAGAAUCGGUAGCAAAACUCGGAAAACCAGAUUCCACUGAAUUUGGUGCUGCUCGUACGCCAUUGCAUCGGAUAGAGCGUAAACACAGGAUCUCAGGAACGAGGAUGGGCAUGAUGGAUAGUUUGGGUUUGAGCGGGCUCGCUGGUGGCGUGCAGCGGAUGGACAAGCGACAGUUCUUGUUCCAAAUGCUCAGCUUCGGCAUGAUCGUGUCGUCCGCACUGAUGAUCUGGAAGGGGCUGAUGGUGGUGACCGGGAGCGAAUCGCCGAUUGUUGUCGUGCUGAGCGGUAGCAUGGAACCGGCUUUCCACCGUGGCGACCUGCUGUUCCUCACAAACCAGGACGAACCGGUGCGCGUUGGCGAGAUUGUGGUGUUUAAGAUCGAGGGCCGCGACAUACCGAUCGUCCAUCGGGUGAUUAAGCUGCACGAAAAGAGCAACGGUACGGUGAAAUUCCUCACGAAGGGCGACAACAACUCCGUUGAUGAUCGGGGCCUGUACGCUCCGGGCCAGCUGUGGCUCACCAAGAAAGACAUCGUUGGUCGGGCAAGAGGGUUCCUGCCGUACGUGGGGAUGAUUACGAUCUACAUGAACGAGUAUCCGAAGCUCAAAUACGGUAUUCUGGGACUGCUAGCGUUAUAUGUGCUUGUGCAUAGAGAAUAAGGCAGCUGCGGCACCAUACUUCCUUUCGACACUGUCGCGAUCCGAUUCAGCGCCAGCCGGUUGCGGAUGCGUUCGAUCCUCGAUGAUGCAUCAUUAUGUUGUGUUAAAUUGUUCCAGCUCUACAGACGCUCCCACGUAGCGGUCGGUGCAUUUUCGGAGUUUCAUGUGUAAGAAAACAGUGACAACUCAGUUUGGUAUCUCGCACGAAAAAGAAAAAGGAAAAAUAGGGUGGUAAAUAAAAUAAAUUAACAUAAAACAAACACUUAA
Messenger RNA from Anopheles stephensi (Asian malaria mosquito), 993 nucleotides. RefSeq names its product signal peptidase complex catalytic subunit SEC11A (gene twr). The transcript has 3 exons. The record is from RefSeq and is a predicted model, not a curated record. Gene Ontology annotation, molecular function: serine-type endopeptidase activity. NCBI's taxonomy places the organism in Eukaryota, Metazoa, Arthropoda, Insecta, Diptera, Culicidae. The coding region runs from base 172 to 726 and encodes 184 amino acids. Gene Ontology annotation, cellular component: membrane; signal peptidase complex.